Messenger RNA from Danio aesculapii, 2591 nucleotides. It is a transcript of the gene gne, whose product is annotated as glucosamine (UDP-N-acetyl)-2-epimerase/N-acetylmannosamine kinase. The transcript has 13 exons. Gene Ontology annotation, molecular function: hydrolase activity, hydrolyzing O-glycosyl compounds; UDP-N-acetylglucosamine 2-epimerase activity; N-acylmannosamine kinase activity. The record is from RefSeq and is a predicted model, not a curated record. The coding region runs from base 60 to 2360 and encodes 766 amino acids. Gene Ontology annotation, biological process: UDP-N-acetylglucosamine metabolic process. NCBI's taxonomy places the organism in Eukaryota, Metazoa, Chordata, Actinopteri, Cypriniformes, Danionidae.
CAGAGGCUGAAAAGAGGCAGAGCAGCUACAUUUGAUUCAUUUCAUUCAUUGAGCAGCGGAUGAGAAAACUGCGCUUGCACACACACACCAUGAUGCCAGGACAUGCUAGAAACCCACACAGUGUUCAGGUCAGGAAUUCUCAUGAGCUUUACUAUCUGAGGAUGCAACGAGCGCAGGAGAAGAUGGAGCGGUCGGAGAAGCCAAAGAAAGAAAGACUUCGCGUAUGCGUGGCCACUUGCAACCGAGCGGACUACUCCAAACUGGCACCCAUCAUGUUCGGCAUCAAAUCUCACCCGGACAUUUUUGACCUGGAGGUGGUGGUGCUGGGUUCACAUCUCAUUGACGAUUACGGAAACACGUUCCGUAUGAUUGAGCAGGAUGACUUUGACAUCGGCUCCAAGUUGCACACCAUCGUUCGCGGUGAGGACGAGGCUGCCAUGGUGGAGUCUGUCGGUCUGGCGCUCGUCAAGCUUCCCGAUGUCCUCCAACGUCUCGCGCCCGACAUUCUGCUGGUUCACGGCGACCGUUUCGAUGCUUUGGCUUUGGCGACGGCGGCGGCUCUGAUGAACAUUCGGAUAUUGCAUCUGGAAGGUGGAGAAGUGAGUGGAACCAUUGACGACUCCAUUCGUCACGCCAUCUCCAAACUGGCACACUACCACGCCGUCUGCACGCUCUCUGCCGAGAGACACCUCAUCUCCAUGUGCGAAGAUCACUCUCGCAUCUUAUUGGCCGGCUGCCCAUCGUACGACAAGCUGCUCUCCGCCUACAAACGAGACGAUUAUGCUGACAUCAUCAAGUCAUGGAUCGGGGAUGACGUGAAGGAACAGGACUAUAUUGUAGCCCUCCAGCAUCCUGUUACCACAGACAUCAAGAACUCCAUCAAGAUCUACGAGUUAAUGCUGGAUGCACUCGUCUCCUUCAACAAGAAAACUCUCAUUCUCUUCCCGAAUAUUGACGCAGGCAGUAAGGAGAUGGUCCGUGUGAUGAGGCGGAAGGGAAUCGAGCAGCAUCAGAACUUUCGCGCAGUAAAGCACGUACCGUUCGAUCAGUUCAUCCAGCUGGUGGCUCACGCAGGCUGCAUGAUCGGGAACAGCAGCUGUGGAGUUCGGGAAGCCGGAGCGUUCGGGACACCUGUCAUAAACCUGGGCACUCGACAGACGGGUCGAGAAACGGGGGAAAAUGUUCUACAUGUGCGAGACGCAGACACUCAUAAUAAAAUCUAUCAUGCCCUCGAGCUGCAGUUUGGGAAACGCUACCCCUGCUCCAAGAUCUAUGGAGAUGGAAAUGCAGUCCAGCGCAUCUUAAAGUUCCUGCAGACCAUCGACCUCUCAGAGCCUCUGCAGAAGAAGUUCUGUUUCCCUCCAGUGAAGGAGUGCAUCUCGCAAGACAUUGACCACAUUCUGGAGACCCAGAGCGCACUUUCUGUCGACCUGGGUGGAACAAACCUGCGCGUCGGCAUCGUCAGCAUGAAGGGUAAAGUGGUCAAGAAGUAUGUACAGUUAAAUCCCAAGACGUUUGAGGAGAGGAUAGAGCUGAUUCUGACCAUGUGUAAACAGGCCAUGGCAGACGCCGUUCACCUCAACUGUAGGAUCCUGGGUGUGGGUGUGAGCACGGGGGGCCGUGUGAACCCUCAGGAUGGCGUUGUUCUUCACUCCACCAAGCUAAUAAAGGAGUGGAGUUCGGUUGACAUCCGCACGCCCCUCUCCAGCGCCCUUCAUCUGCCCGUGUGGGUCGAUAAUGAUGGGAACUGCGCUGCCCUGGCUGAGAGGAAGUUUGGCCAUGGCAAAGGCGUGGAGAACUUUGUUACCAUUAUCACUGGAACCGGUAUUGGAGGUGGUAUAAUCCAGCACAAUGAGCUGAUCCAUGGCAACACGUUUUGCGCAGCUGAACUGGGACACAUCGUGGUGUCUCUGGAAGGGCCAGAAUGCAUGUGUGGAGGCCACGGCUGCAUAGAGGCCUAUUCGUCAGGUCUCGCUCUGCAGAGAGAAGCCAAGAGACUCCAUGAUGAGGACUUGCUGCUGGUGGAGGGUAUGACUCUGAAUAACAAAGAACAGGUGAACGCCAUUCAUCUGAUCAACGCUGCUCGACUCGGCAACUCCAAAGCAGAGACCGUCCUUCACACUGCGGGUACAGCUUUAGGUUUGGGCAUCGUGAACAUCCUGCACAUGAUCAACCCGUCUCUGGUCAUUCUGUCUGGGGUUCUGGCGGUGCACUAUGAGACUCCGGUCCGCCAGGUGAUCGGCCAGCGUGCGCUGCUCACCGCACAGGGGACCAACGUCAUGGUGUCCGACCUGGAGGACCCGGCGCUGCUGGGAGCCGCUAGUAUGGUGCUGGAUUACACCACCCGCAGAACUUACUGAGAUAUCACUCACAGACUCACAGAACCAGGGCCAAUCAUGUGCAGCAUCCUUGCUUUGAAGGUUUUUUAAAUCGUGUAGUAAUAUCUGUAGGUGCUGUUUGCGACUAAUUUUAAAUAAUAAAAAAUAAAAGUUUACAUUUACAUAAUUUAGUGUGUAUUAGGUAGAUUUAUUAUGUAUAUGUAAAUACACACGUCCAUCUAUAUAUGUUUAUACAUGUAUAGAAAAUGCUUA